AUGGCUCUAUCCCUCGUGUACGCCUCACAGGAUGCAGCCUCUUUACCUGCGGUUGAUAUCGUGGCCGUCCACGGUCUUAACGGUGAUGCAGUUAACACUUGGACACACCCGAAGUCGAAGGCGUUCUGGUUGAGGGACUUUCUUCCCAAUAAGGUUCCUGAUGCGCGCAUCCUGACGUUCGGCUAUAACGCGGCUGCAGCUUUUGGUCACUCGACGGCGGAGAUUAUCGACCAUGCUAAAAGUCUGUUGAUCAGCUUAAUAGAUAAGAGAGAAGAGUCGGAGGCCCUCCUUCAGGCACGAUUAGAUCCACGGUAUCAGCAAAUUAAGGACUCAACUCUAGGUAUUAUCUUCAUGGGUACGCCGCAUGGCGGUAGUGAUAAGGCGACCUAUGGUAAGGUACUAGCCAAUAUCGCGCAGUUUAUCGUCGACCAGCAUUCUGCUUUACUACAAACGAACUAUGAAGAACAGGUCCCUAUCGAUGCAAAUCACAGUAUGAUAUGCAAGUUUGAAACAGAGGAAGACGACACUUUUGAGAAGGUGUAUAAGCGGGUACAAAGAAUGAGGGACUCACCACGGCGUGUACUCAAUAACCAACUCGUUGCACACAAUAAGCACUUUGAAGUACCUCAUUUAUUGAGCCCUGUUUUUACGGGCCGUGACGACGUGCUUAAACGUCUGACUACGUCAUUUACCGCCAAACGACGAUCCCUAAAACAACAUCAACAACGAUUUGUCCUCUUUGGCCUCGGAGGGUCAGGAAAAACUCAGACUUGUCUGAAAUUUGUUCAUCAACACCGGCAGAGUGACAACCUAGUUCAGCAGUGCUUCGUUCAAAUUGCACGGCUGCUCCAAACAGACGAGAAUAUUAACAGUGUCAAGCGAACGCUAGCGAAUACUUCACUAUCAUGGCUACUUAUAUUCGAUAACGCCGACAACCCCAACCUCCGCCUCACCCCAUACUUUCCCCCGGGAGACCGAGGCGAUAUCAUCAUCGCCAGCCGAAAUCCUCAGCAUCAGCAUUACAAUACUGUAGGUUAUGAAGAAGUAGACCAAUUAUCACCCUCCGACUCAUUGGUAUUACUCUCAAAAGUAGCGUACGGUGAAACCAGCCCCUUACUCGAUACUUUAGAGAAAAGGAAGACCAUCGUAGAGAUUCUUGGUUAUCAUGCGUUAGCCAUCGUGCAAGCAGGAGCUUAUAUUCGCGAAACGUCCUGUUCUCUCUCCCACUACCUCGAAGUCUACGAACAACGCAGGAAAGAUCUCCUGGAUAAUCUCCCGCCACACCUGGGCACGGACUACCAGCACAGUGUGUACGCUACAUGGCAAGUGUCGGUCGAUAUGAUUGAGUCAACACAGAUUUCGCGGAUUUCAAUGUCCAAUUCUUCACUCCAAAUAUUGGGUCUUCUAGGCUUCUACCACCAUGACCAAGUCCCCAUCCAGAUGUUCUACUGUUCUUGGCAGAAUUUACAGGCGAGAGGGAUCCGACCUGAUCAUUUCCCGUGGCAUAAUGCACCCUCUGAUUUCUUCGAUUAUCGACAUUCGGUUCAGGAAUCAAUUACACUACUCGCGAUGUUCUCGUUGGUAACAAGAAACGCGGACCUUUCGUUAUCGGUCCAUCCGCUGGUCCACGACUGGUGUCGGGAACGGUUGUCCAUCGAGCAGCAGCACUCGACCUGCCGACGAGCACUAUAUCUGUUGGCUAAUUCUGUGAACUGGGAGUAUCGGACUGAGGAUUACACGCUUCGGCGGUCACUGACGCCCCACGUGCACGAACUGCUUCGACUACAGGCUCUGUACGGUGAUAUCGGGCAGGACAAAACACAAUAUUGGCCAACAUUAGCACUGAUUCUAAGAGAAAAUGGAUGCUCGAAGGACGCAAUAAUACUGUCGGAAGAAGUUUUGGAACUCGACAUGACUAGACUUGGCGAUGAGCAUCCUGAAACCUUGAAGUCAAUGACUAAUCUCGCAAAUCAGUACAGCGAUGUCGGGCGAUACAGUGAGGCUCUACAAAUAUCAGAAAAAGUACUGAAAGGGUAUCAGAGUAAGCCUGGAGAGAUUAGCUCUAGUGCGUUAAGAUCAAUGCAUGAUCUCGCCAUUCGCUAUAGCGAGGUUGGGCGAUGGACUGAGGCACUUGAUCUAACCAACAAGGUAUUGAAACUCCAAAAAACCUAUCUCGGGGAGGGUCAUCCUGACACGCUGAGGACUAUGAGUAAUCUUACCGCUCGGUAUACGGAGGCUGGGCGACACAGAGAAGCGCUACAGCUAACGGAAGAGAUAUAUGAGUUGCAGAAGGUCAAGCUCGGAGAACAUCACCCAGACUCAUUAAGAUCGAUGCAUAACCUAGCGAUUCAGUAUAGCGAUGCAGGGCGACAGCCUGAAGCACUACAUCUAACGGAGAAGGUCUUGGAAUUAAUGAAGAGCAAGCUCGGAGAACAUCAUCCUGAUACUUUGGCGGCGAUGCAAAAUCUUGCAAUUCGACGAAGCGAGGCGGGACAGAAGAGUAAGGCACUACAAAUCACGGAAGAAGUACUAGAACUACGGAAGGCUAAACUUGGAGCGGACCAUCCUGACACUUUGAUAUCGAUGCAUAACUUGGCAGUUUGGUAUGGUGCUGCUGGACGGCAGGGUGAAAAGCUACAAUUAACUGAGGAAGUAUUGAAGCUGAAACAGAGCAAGCUCGGAGACGAUCAUCCUGAUACUUUGAUGUCGAUGAGCAAUUUAGCAAUCUGUCAUGACGAAGACGGACGGCAGAGUGAAGCAGUGAGAUUAACGGAAGAAGUAUUGGCACUUCGAAAGACUAAACUUGGAGACAGCCACCCUCAUACCCAGGCAUCGGAGCAAUAUCUGGAAUAUCUCUUGCAAACAAAAUCGGAGACAUCUUCAACGCCUAAGCAGUCACAGCAGCGGAGGCGUUUCAGGCUCACUUUUUUUCGUGGUCGUCGUCCAGGAAAAAUGGGUGACGUGGGACAAGGGGAUGGCCACGAGAACGCGGUAUAG
This is a messenger RNA of Exophiala bonariae, 2997 nucleotides long. RefSeq lists its product as uncharacterized. The transcript is spliced from 6 exons. The record is from RefSeq and is a predicted model, not a curated record. Gene Ontology annotation, molecular function: protein binding. Gene Ontology annotation, cellular component: kinesin complex. Bases 1 to 2997 code for a protein of 998 amino acids. Lineage: Eukaryota; Fungi; Ascomycota; Eurotiomycetes; Chaetothyriales; Herpotrichiellaceae.